AUGGGGCUCCUGCGGCUGAUGGCGCUGGCGGCGCUGGCAUCGCAGCCCGGCGUGGCUGGGGGCGCCGAGGCCGCGGGGAACGCCAGCAGCGCGGGUCUUAUUGAAUUUUCUGUGGGGAAAUUCAGAUACUUCAAGCUCAACAGACCCUUUCCAGAGGAAGCUAUUUUGCGUAAUAUUUCCAGCAAUGCGACUUUUCUUAUUUUCCAAAUACACUCACAGUAUCAGAAUACAACCGUUUCUUUUUCUAAGAUGCUCCUUCCCAGCACCUCGGGGACAGGCACCGACAAAGGACUGGUUUUCAUUCUUAGACCGGAGCAAAGCAUGUGCUCUUGGUAUUUGGAGACUUUAGAAGCUGAGCCUGUCCAAAAUUUGGCCAUUCCACUCUCCUACUCAGAAAGAGAUCCUAUUCCUGGAGGCUGUAAUUUAGAGUUUGAUUUAGAUGUUGACCCCAACAUUUACUUGGAGUAUGAUUUCUUUGAAACAACUAUCAAAUUUGCCCCAGCAAACCUAGGCUAUGCAAGAGGCGCUGAUUCUCCUCCGUGUGACACCAAGACGGGGCAGGACUCCAGGUGGAGGUUGCAGUACGAUGUCUAUCAGUAUUUUCUGCCUGAGAAUGACCUCACUGAGGAGGGGUUGCUGAAGCAUCUGCAGAGGAUGGCCGAAGUGCCUCAGGUGAUGGCCAGUGCUAUGAAGGUGGUCACUCUGACAGCUGACGAUAAGACAAGUGUUUCCUUCUCCUCCCUCCGGGGGCUAGGCGUCAUUUAUAAUGUCAUUGUUCGGGACCCCGUUCUCAAUACAUCUGCGGCUUAUGUUCCUGCUCACACAUACGCCUGCAGCUUUGACGCAACGGAGGGUAAUUGUUCUUCUCUUGGAAGAGUAUCUACCAAAGUGUUUUUCACUCUGUUUGCCCUGCUUGGUCUCUUCAUUUGUUUCUUCGGACACAGAUUCUGGAAAACAGAAUUAUUCUUCAUAGGCUUUAUCUUCAUGGGAUUCUUCUUUUAUAUACUGAUUACCAGACUGACACCCAUUAAGUAUGAUGUUCGUCUGGUCCUGACAGCCAUCGCCGGAAGCCUUGGUGGGAUUUUCUUGGUUGCUGCUUGGUGGCGAUUUGGCAUCCUCACGCUCUGCAUGCUGUGUGUGGGACUAGUGCUGGGCUUCCUCGUCUCUUCAGUGAGUUUCUUCACUCCGUUAGGAAACCUAACAAUAUUUAGUAAUGAUGCUGUGUUCUGGGUGACCUUCUCCUGUAUAGUUGUUCUCAUCCCAGUAAUAUUCAUUGGCUGCCAAAGAAUACUGAACAUCCUGACUUGUGGAUUCAUUGGCUCCUAUUCGGUGGUCUUGGCCAUUGACAGUUACAUGUACACAAGUCUUUCUUACAUCGCUUUGAAUGUACUCAAGAGAGCACUCAGCCCUCACUUCCGCAGAGCUUUCACAAAUGUGCCUUUUCAAACUAAUGACUUUAUCAUCCUGGCGGUAUGGGGCAUGCUGGCCGUAAGUGGAAUUACGCUGCAGAUUCGGAGAGAAAGGGGGCGACCGUGUUUCCCUCCCCACCCGUACAAGUUAUGGAAACGAGAGAGGGAACGCAGAGUGACCAACAUUCUGGAUCCCAGCUACCACAUCCCUCCGUUGAGAGAGAGGCUCUAUGGCCGAUUAACCCAGAUCCGAGAGCUCUUCCAGAAGCAGCAGCCGGCCGGAGAGAGAACACCCCUGCUGCUGUAG
Pipistrellus nathusii (Nathusius's pipistrelle) is the source of this 1716-nucleotide messenger RNA. The record is from the annotation of a GenBank genome assembly. NCBI's taxonomy places the organism in Eukaryota, Metazoa, Chordata, Mammalia, Chiroptera, Vespertilionidae.